AUGACUUAUUUUGGGUACAUAGAGGCAAUAGAUACAUGGCAGUUAAGGAUUGUGGUGGAUGGACACACAUGCAGCAGGGAGCAUAAGUUAGGGCUAUUCAAUGCAAAAUGGUUAAGUAAAAAAUUGGAAAAAAUAGUUAGAGAGAAUCCUGCAGUUAAGGGAGUUGAUAUUAGAGAGAAAAUAAGUAGGAAAUGGAACAUAGCAAUAAGUAAAAAUAUGGCCUAUAGGGCUAAAGCUCAUGCUUCAGAUGAAGUGGAAGGGUCCUUCGCUAUGCAAUAUAGGAGAAUUUACGACUACGCUCAUGAGCUAUUAGCAAGAAACUCAGGUUCCACUAUCAAGGUCAAACUUCAGGAAAAUGAUCAAAUGCGAGUUUUUGAAAGGUUCUACGCAUGCCUCAAGGCAUGCAAAGAUAGCUUUCUUUCAUGCAGACCAAUCAUUGGCGUUGAUGGAGGCUUUUUGAAAGGUAUAUAUGGUGGUGAGCUGUUAACUGCUGUUGCUCGAGAUGCAAACGAUCAAAUGAUGCCACUAGCAUAUGCUGCGGUAGAGGUCGAGAACAAGGAGACUUGGACAUGGUUUAUGGAGCUAUUCAUUGAAGACCUAGGUGGACCUGAGAUGUGUUCUUCACUUACAUUGAUAUCAAACAAACAAAAGGGUUUGUUACACGCUGUAGAGGAUUUACUUCUUGAAAUUGCACAUAGAUAUUGUGUUAGGCAUUUAUAUGCCAAUUUCAGGAAGAAAUUCCCUGGAAAGAAUCUUAAGAAGCUGAUGUGGAGGGCAGCACUGGCAACACACCCACAGAAAUGGGAGAGUGAAAUGAGAAGUAUAAGAGAAGUUAACCUAGAUGCAUUUCGUCACUUGAUAGCAAUUGCUCCAAGGUUUUGGUCUAGAUCUAGGUUCACAACCACAGCUCAAUGUGAUACCUUGGUCAAUAAAAUGUCAGAAGCGUUUAAUAGCAUUUUGGUUCACACAAGGACAAAACCAAUUAUUACAAUAUUGGAGGAAAUCAGACUUUAUAUCAUGAAGAGAUGGGCCACUAAUAGGUCAAGGGUAAAUUCAUUUAAGUCUGCCAUUUGUCCAAAAAUUCUGAGUAGACUGCGAAAGGAGGCCCUACUAACACAGUACUGGAUUCCCAGCUGGUCUGUAGAAAAGAUAUUUGAAGUAAGACAUGUGUCUCACACUGGGGACAAGUACGUAGUGAACAUAAAUGAAUCUUCAUGCUCAUGCAGAAAAUGGAGCCUCAGUGGAAUACCUUGUGUUCAUGCCUUGACAGCAAUGACAUUUCUCAACCUCAAUGAAGAGGACUACAUACCUGCUUGCUUUCACACUUCAACAUAUCAACAAAUAUACUCGUCCAUUAUCUAUCCAAUUAACGGACACAACUUGUGGGAGGUAACCCAAUAUGAAGAUGUCAUGCCUCCAUAA
Vigna radiata var. radiata (mung bean) is the source of this 1422-nucleotide messenger RNA. RefSeq lists its product as uncharacterized. Gene Ontology annotation, molecular function: zinc ion binding. The record is from RefSeq and is a predicted model, not a curated record. The transcript has 4 exons. Bases 1 to 1422 code for a protein of 473 amino acids. NCBI's taxonomy places the organism in Eukaryota, Viridiplantae, Streptophyta, Magnoliopsida, Fabales, Fabaceae.